GCGGAAGUUCGUCAUAUGUUAAUGUCGGACGACAUGGCUGCCCAGUGAAACGGACGGGCUCCGUAAGCGGCGGUUCGGGAUUAAAGGUGUGUGCAGCGAUUCUCGAGCCUCGGGCCUGGCGGUGCCAGGUGUGGUUAUACGAUGGCUGGAGACUCCUCUGAAAAAAGAGACCUGGAAAGCUCAGGGGGCAAAGAGCGAAAGCGGAGCCGCUCACGUUCCCGGGACAGGGAUAGAAAGGGUUCUCCGGGGAAGGAACGCAAGCGGCAUCGCUCCCGUGAACGCAAACGUUCCCGCAGCCGAUCAAAGUCUGCAGACAGAGAUCGGCGACAGAAAGACAAAGAAAGAGAGCGAGAUAAGGACAGAGACCGAAGCCGUAAGGACCGAGACAGAGACAGUCACAGACGGGACAAAGAGCGGAGUAAGAGGUCCAGGAGCUCUUCUCCUAAAUCAAAGGAUGGAAAAUUAAAGAGGGAAAAAGAUGUGAAGAGAGAAGAAGAGGAUGAGGAGGAAAAGAAGAAAGAGAAGGUGCAGCCUCUGUCUCUGGAGGAGCUGCUGGCUAAGAAGAAAGCAGAGGAGGAGGCCGAGGCCAAGCCCAAGUUCCUGUCUAAGGCUGAGCGAGAGGCAGAGGCUCUGAAGCGCAGGGAGGUUAUAGCAGAGGAACGCCGCCGGCAGAUCGAUGAUGAGAGGAGGAAGAGGAGGGUGUUCCAGGACAUUGGCAGGAAGAUGUUAGAGGAUCCUCAGGAGCGAGAGCGGCGUGAACGCAGGGAACGAAUGGAGAGAGAGAACAACGGAAACGAAGACGAUGAAGAACGACAGAAGAUACGAGAAGUGAAGGACAAGGGCAAAGAAUUGCAGGCCAUCAAAGAGCGUUAUUUAGGUGGCAUGAAGAAACGGCGGCGCACUAGACACCUGAACGACCGGAAGUUUGUGUUCGAGUGGGAUGCUUCUGAGGACACUUCAAUCGACUACAAUCCACUGUAUAAGGAGAAGCACCAGGUGCAGCUGUAUGGUCGUGGUUUCAUUGCAGGAAUUGACCUCAAACAGCAGAAGAGAGAUCAGUCUCGUUUUUAUGGCGACCUGAUGGAGAAGCGGCGCACCAUGGAGGAAAAAGAGCAGGAAGAGCAGCGCCUGAAGAAGAUGCGCAAGAAGGAGGCCAAGCAGCGAUGGGACGACAGGCACUGGUCUCAGAAGAAGCUGGACGAGAUGACGGACAGAGACUGGAGAAUCUUUCGGGAGGAUUACAGCAUCACCACCAAGGGAGGCAAAAUCCCCAACCCCAUCCGCAACUGGAAAGAGUUCGACCUGCCCCCUCACAUCCUGGAGGUCAUCGACAAGUGUGGUUACAAGGAACCAACACCCAUCCAGAGACAGGCCAUUCCUAUUGGCUUACAGAACCGUGACAUCAUCGGCGUGGCUGAGACUGGUAGCGGUAAAACUGCUGCUUUCCUCAUUCCCUUAUUGGUCUGGAUCACCACUCUGCCAAAGAUUGACAGGAUCGAGGACUCCGAUCAGGGACCGUAUGCAGUAAUCUUAGCCCCCACCCGUGAGUUGGCCCAACAAAUUGAAGAGGAGACCAUCAAGUUUGGCAAACCACUGGGCAUCCGGACAGUGGCUGUGAUUGGAGGAAUCUCCAGAGAGGACCAAGGUUUCAGACUUAGGAUGGGUUGCGAGAUAGUGAUCGCUACACCAGGUCGUUUAAUUGACGUGUUGGAGAAUCGCUACCUGGUGCUCGGCAGGUGCACGUACGUGGUACUGGACGAGGCUGACAGGAUGAUUGACAUGGGUUUCGAACCCGAUGUCCAGAAGAUUCUGGAAUAUAUUCCUGUGACCAAUCAGAAACCGGACACGGAUGAAGCUGAGGAUCCUGAGAAAAUGACGCUGAACUUCGAAUCUGGCAAACACAAAUACAGACAGACGGUCAUGUUCACAGCCACUAUGCCUCCAGCUGUAGAACGACUGGCCAGAAGUUAUUUGCGGCGCCCUGCAGUGGUCUACAUUGGCUCUGCAGGCAAACCGCAUGAGAGAGUGGAGCAGAAGGUCAUCCUCAUGUCGGAGGGUGAGAAGAGGAAGAAACUUCUGGAAGUCCUCUCACGUGGAUUUGAGCCACCUAUCAUUAUCUUCGUCAAUCAGAAGAAGGGCUGCGAUGUGUUGGCCAAGUCUCUGGAGAAAAUGGGCUACAAUGCCUGUACACUGCACGGUGGCAAAGGACAGGAGCAGAGAGAGUUCGCUCUGUCCAACCUGAAGGCUGGAGCCAAAGACAUCCUGGUGGCCACUGAUGUGGCUGGUAGAGGUAUCGACAUCCAGGACGUCUCCAUGGUCAUCAACUAUGACAUGGCCAAGAACAUCGAGGACUAUAUCCAUCGUAUUGGCCGAACGGGUCGUGCUGGAAAGAGUGGUGUGGCCAUGACCUUCUUGACCAAAGAAGACUCGUCUGUCUUCUACGACCUGAAACAGGCUAUCCUGGAGAGCCCUGUGUCCACAUGCCCACCAGAGCUCGCCAACCAUCCAGAUGCUCAACACAAGCCCGGAACCAUCCUCACCAAGAAGAGGAGAGAAGAAACCAUCUUUGCCUGAAGAUCCCCAGAGCCAGGUCACAGUGGACACUCGUUUGGGCAUCUCUAUCUCUCUGUAUGCCCACUGCUACCAUGACUACCUGUCUUAACCAGAUACGGCUGAUGUCUCUGCGGGUUUUCAUUCCAAUCAAGCAGAAUCUCUUCUGCGUCUGUUAAUUAAGUUGGCUUAACAAAGUCAACUUACUGUUCAUCUCAUUAUUCCAUGCUUUUCAGUGCUGUUUUCUCAGGGCGCGGUUUUUGAGAGAGAACCACAUAACUUUGCAGGAACGUAGAGCUUAUACAGGAAUAAUGCGCUUAUGCUUUUGGAGCCAGUCACAGGUAUGAUGUUCAUACAGCGUUCGUUAAAACACAUUUUUCCUUCCUUUACAAAAUAAAUGCUGGAAUGUGGAGAAAAUUCUAAUCAUACGGCCACAAAUGAUCACAGAGGACAUUAACCUUACGUUACACCUUAAACGUAGCGAUGAAAUAUGACCGUGUACUGCAGCUUCAUACGAGUUAAUACACCCACGACACCCGACGUGACGCACGUGCCAGUUGCCGUCUAACACAGCCCCUCACAGAUGUUACACACAGGCUCACACACGAUCUAGUGCACGUAUACGCACACGUUAGCAACCACCUGGGAUACCAUAGCAACAGGCGAGCAACUCCUUAGCAGCCUUCUGGGAUGCCAGGGCAGUAGCCUGAUCUCAUUUUUCAGUCAGCUGAUCAGUUGUGUGAUAUCUGCUCCUGCUUGGUUGGUGUGAAAACCUGCAGCCACAUCAGCUGCUUGUGGAUAAGAUUGAUGACCCCUUCUCUGAUCCUCUCCUAAAACCGUAAUUAUAUCAUGGAUUAUAAUCUGUAAGUGCCCCUGUCGGGGGUGAAUUUGGGCUACGUUCACACGCCGCUGAACUGAAAUAUAAAGUUUUUUAGUUUUUUUUUUUUUUUUUUAUGUAAAUGCUGGUGUUUAACUGUGUAAGAGUACAGAAAGAGUUUGAGUCACUGUUUCAUUAGACAAACCUGUUAAGAUCAUCCAGUUUCUUAAUUACAUUCAUUUCUAUGAACUAGUAAUAAAGCCAGUUUGGCUGAGUCCGUCUCUGAUCUGCUGUUUUCAUCAAGAAAAUACAAAAUAAAGACACCACAACAAUAUUAAAAGUACAUAAAAUGUUAUGUUUAUUAUAACUAUCAGCAUUUUAAGGUUCAUUUAAAUAGAAAGCAUUCUAUACAGCAUCAAGCAGAUUUUUUCUUCAGAAAGAUGGGGCGAGAGGGCGGUCAGACAGCGCCAGAAGACCGGUGUAGUGUCUGUUGGGGUCAUAGCUAGUGCAUUUAUUGCAUUACAAAGCAGACAUCAAGAAAGAAAAUAAGUAGUGCAAUAUAUAUAUAUAUUUUUUUUUUCUCUAAAUACACAGAAAAGGAAGUCUUGAUGUUCUAAGGCGGCAUCUUUCCACAUUUGUAUUGCAUACAGAAUAAAUCAGACAAAAUAAAUCCGUCAAAUCAGACUCGCUGUAAAACUUGUGCUU
Pygocentrus nattereri (red-bellied piranha) is the source of this 4072-nucleotide messenger RNA. It is a transcript of the gene ddx23, whose product is annotated as DEAD (Asp-Glu-Ala-Asp) box polypeptide 23. Gene Ontology annotation, molecular function: ATP binding; RNA binding; RNA helicase activity. Gene Ontology annotation, biological process: mRNA splicing, via spliceosome. The transcript is spliced from 18 exons. The record is from RefSeq and is a predicted model, not a curated record. The coding region runs from base 142 to 2574 and encodes 810 amino acids. Lineage: Eukaryota; Metazoa; Chordata; Actinopteri; Characiformes; Serrasalmidae. Gene Ontology annotation, cellular component: catalytic step 2 spliceosome.